UCCGAGAAAUACUUAUAGCCUCCUUGAUGGUGAUCAUCCACGGGAUGGAAGGCGCUGUCGAUGUCUGUCUUUCAUACGGGAUUUGUAAUUGCAGUCAUCCUCCACCCGUAUUUAGAGUUCUAAACCCAUCAUUUUUUAAAGAAAUCAUCUGUGAAGACCCAGGAGUCCCAGUGAAUGGCUACAAGACAAACGCGAAGCUUGUAUACCAUCUGAAUGACACGGUCUACUUUCACUGCAACGACGGGUACACAAUGAAUGGAAGUAUAUCCAACUUUUGCACUGAGUCUGGAGAGUGGGCUCACCCUGUGCCCGUAUGUGGUGAAUCAACUACUACGCAAGACACCACAACGAUGUCAACUACAGAACCCACCACCUCACACCCUACCACAACGACUCUAGCAACUAGUACUACGCAAGACACCACAAAGAUAUCUACCACGGAACCCACCACCUCAUCACAUCCUCCCACAACGACUCUCAGGACGUGUACCUGGCCUGGAUACAUUCCUGAAGUUGUUCAGUAUGUGAACGGACUUGAGACGAACAAACUUGCUACUUAUUAUGAUGAGCUUCCUGAAGGGACGUUUCUAGUGUCUCGUUGCACCUUUCCCGGAGAGUAUGUGUUGCGUGGUAGUUCAAAUAGAACUUGUUCUGAUGGUAGCUGGGCAGGGGAGCAACCGAGCUGUGUUCCUGCAGACACCAGAAUCGUCUUCAAAGACUACAGGCCCCUUGAAUUCAGGAGUAAUGGAACAAUCAUCAUCCAGCCUCGCAGUCAGCUCAUCAUUUAUUGUCACGUGCCUUCCAAUAAGGUAGCAAGAUUUGAAUCACAGAAUGGCCUGGAUGCUGUAUAUUUGGCUAAAUAUGGCCCAUCAACAAUGGUCAUACGUCUAAGCCCACCACGUACGUCACAUUCUGGGCGGUUCACUUGCCGGUCUGAUAACUCUACUCUUUCUCACACUGCCUAUGUUCAGUUUGCUGGUAAUUAGAUGAGUUAUAACAGUUCUGAUGUAUGGAUUUGAAGCUUGGACCCUGACAUCAGACCUAAGAAAGCGACUGGAAAGUUGUGAAGUUUGGUUCCUGAAGAGUUGUGGCCCUCCAUGGUCGCCAACGUCUCAGGGUAUGGCACGUAGAGAGAGAGAGAGACAACAUCAUCCCUUUACAAAUUAUUCUAUUAUUUCUGGAGUGGUAUUCUAAAAAUAAUCAUUUUUUUAACAACAUAAUAAAGGACCAGUCGCUUGUUUAUCAUUACAAAACAUUAUAACAACCCUCCCCAAAGAACAAAAACUCAACAUAUAGAGACAAUUGAAUCGUGAGAAUUAGGGAAUAUAUCUAAUGACUUUUAAAAAUAAUUUAAUUUGAAGAAACCACAUAGAAGUUAACUUGUAUUGAGCUCCUGUGCCCUUGUAUGCACUUUAACAUUCGUCAUUUGUCUACAAGAUUCUACUUAGUAAGGGUGCAUUCCAACUUGCAAGAUCUCUUUACAGAACGCACGUUUUGAGAUUUAAAACAUUAAUAAUUAUGGUAGAAUGCCAUGGAACCCAAAACAAUUAAAUGGUGGUCUCCUAACUCCCCUUUGAUCUCGAGCUCUUGAGCUAUAAUUGAUACUAGAUCAGUUACAAGGUAUAAAAAUCCAAAUUAGUUUUAUCUUUACUCUUUCAGCAAUCUCUUAUACUAUCCUUGGGGGUGUUUCACAAAACUUGUCAUCAGUGACAAAUGACGGUUUUUGUUAUAAGCUACUGAAAUCCUUGCUUCUGAUUGGUUAUCAGCAGAUUUGUCACUGAUUUUUGUCAUUUGAUAUUUGUGAAACGGACCUCUGGUGGUUUCCAUCUCCCUGUAGUCAAUAGCAACCAAUCAAAUGCACCGUAAAGUACAUUGAAAUGUUUGUCCUAUAUCGGUGGAAUAUUUGUAAUGAUCGAGUUGAUUUGUCUGCAGCUUAUUAGAAUGAUUUAGAUACUCUGUAGUUCAUGUGUUUUUUUCUCAGAAAUGUUCAUUUUAUCUCCUUGUAUUUACAUCCUAUGCUUCAGAGAAAAGAUGGUAAUUGGUUGAUUGAAAGAGACUAAAUUUACUUCUCUGUCAGAUUCAAUAUGAAACAGUAGUUUAGGCCAGUUUUUGAGAAUGUCAUAGGAGAAAUAUUUCCUGAAAAGGAUUGCUCAAAUGUCCUCAUAUUCAAAAUAUGAAUAUGAUUUUACAAAAGUAGGUCAUAUGUUUAGACCAAACUUGUAUACCCCAUGGGUAUGUAGUUCCUGUAGUCCUUUUUACCCAUAUCUGUGUACUGUGCAUUUUCAGCAGGACUGAAAAAAAAUUCUGUUCAUUUUGAUCAUUCAAAACCUCAAAUUAUAAAUGUCAAAACCCUUAUGUAGAUCUACCUCAUUUUGCGAUUGGCUGGACUCACAAUUUACAGCGCCCUCACCGGCAGGCCGCAACGGGCCAUUUUUUUCAGCUUGCGGGAUGACACGUUGGUAUGCAUGAAUCUCGGUUUGUUCGACUCUCGGCUCAAUCCCCUACUCCAUUUUUGCUGAUCUAACCUCAUUUUUCUAGAGCUUUUGCAAUCUUUCAUUUUCCUUUUUUUUUGUUUUUUAUCUAUCUUACUUUUUUUUAACCUUCUCUAAUGUUUCUUCUUUAAUAAAAAGAAAUCUCCUUCCCAAAAUCACUCCCUUAUUGUUACAUAUUUGUUAAUUUAUUGAUUGUCUAUGUAACCAUGUACUUUAUUUUCAAGACGUAUUGUAAAACAUCAUCUGAUGAACUAAUAUUUCAACAAGCUCUGCUUCUAUUUA
Molecule: messenger RNA, 2774 nt
Organism: Strongylocentrotus purpuratus (purple sea urchin)
Lineage: Eukaryota; Metazoa; Echinodermata; Echinoidea; Camarodonta; Strongylocentrotidae
Product: CUB and sushi domain-containing protein 3-like
Exons: 7
Coding region: 27-986 (319 amino acids)
Source: RefSeq, a predicted model, not a curated record